This is a messenger RNA of Aspergillus udagawae, 1023 nucleotides long. RefSeq names its product SGNH/GDSL hydrolase family protein. The transcript is spliced from 4 exons. Lineage: Eukaryota; Fungi; Ascomycota; Eurotiomycetes; Eurotiales; Aspergillaceae. The record is from RefSeq and is a predicted model, not a curated record. Bases 1 to 1023 code for a protein of 340 amino acids. Gene Ontology annotation, molecular function: hydrolase activity, acting on ester bonds.
AUGAAGUUGGCUUUGACUCUGCUUGUGCUCGCCCUAGCACCCACUGCCACAGUCAGUGGGCCACUCCAGCCGCGCUCCCGAGAACUAUUGAAGAAGUUUACUUCUCUCGUGGUCUUCGGCGAUAGCUACACCGAUAACGGUAUCCGAUCAUACAAGCCGCCAGUUGCAGCUGAGUCAGCCAAGACAAGCACCGGAGGUCGUGUAUGGCCCAGUUACAUACGCCAAUACACUGGCGCAAACGUCUACGACUACGCCAGGUCAGGUGCGGUUUGCGAUGCUGUCAUCGCAAACACUGUUCGAAACGGCGUGAAGCAAAAUCAGAUUCCUAGCUAUCUUGCGGACAAUGGCUAUGUGAGCAAUACAACCGGAGAGCCCGCCUUGGUCAACCCGCCAGAUGAAACCGUCUACGCCAUCUGGAUAGGCACCAACGACAUCGGCUACGGAGGCUUUCUCACCGAAGUACAGCCUGCGGGAAUGCCUCUGACGUAUUUGACCGACUGUCUAUAUGCACAACUUGAUCGGCUAUACGCGAUAGGCGCGCGAGUGUUUGUGCUUAUGAACAUGGCGCCUUUAGAUUUGAGUCCCUUGUAUGCUCUUCCGCAAAAUGGCGGCUCCGUUAACGCGCAGUAUUGGACCGAUAAAGCUGCUUACGACUCCAAUAUCACUCGGCCUAGCGAGAAGAUGCGCCAGUAUGUGACCAUGGUCAAUGCUGUGUAUGACUAUCAAACACCGUAUGAUGUCGUUGUCGCGGAUCGAUAUCCGCAUAGCAGAUUUGCUGUUUAUGAUGUUCAUGCCUUGAUGACUGAUAUUUGGGCGAACCCCUCGCAGUAUUUGAAUGGCACUGCACCGUACAACGUCACAAGUUCUGUCUACCGCUGUGGGAGCCCCUGUGCAUCUAAUGCUGUCCGAGAUAGCUACCUGUGGUAUGAUGAUCUUCAUCCAUCGGAGCAGACUGACCGCAUUAUUGCGCGUGAGUUUGUCAACAUCGUCAAGGGCAAAAUCUGGGCCGCCUACUAUAGUUGA